Naegleria lovaniensis is the source of this 1443-nucleotide messenger RNA. RefSeq lists its product as uncharacterized. The coding region runs from base 1 to 1443 and encodes 480 amino acids. The record is from RefSeq and is a predicted model, not a curated record. Lineage: Eukaryota; Heterolobosea; Eutetramitea; Acrasida; Naegleriidae. The transcript has a single exon.
AUGAGCGAGUAUAACAACACUUCAAUAUUUGAUUCCAAUCCACAAGAAGAAGUAUUCCUCCAUGAGCAAGACGUCUUUGAUCACCAAGAACAAGAUUCUUUCGUUUGUACUCCAGAUUCAAGCUCUUGUUUCUCCACGAAUCAAGAUGAGAAUUCAGAAAAUUCCCAACAUCCUCUUCUCUCAUCAUCCAUAGAAACCAUUCAACCAUUGAACAACGGCGGAUUGAUCCAUAGCCUUCCCAUGCAAGCAGUCAUGCCUCCAAGUGGCUCUUCUCCAUCUUGGUUACUCGUGAUUGGAUUCCCAGUUGACCCCUCUUUGGUAUCCUCUGCAGAUUUCAAUCAAUUGAGAAUUCCCUCGACAUGGGACGGAAAAUUCCAAUCCACAAGUCCUGACUCUCGUUUGUCCACAACAAGCAAUAACGCUCCAGUUUCAAUUUCUCACUUGAUGCAAAUUCCAUGCACAACUCCAUUGUCAUCAUCGACCGGUCUGUCCUAUGAUCAACUCGGUCGUUUGAUUGGACAAAUUCCUAACGAGUGUCCAUUCCAACCACUCAACACGCCACAGUACAAUGAAUUACCAAAUCAAGGUAACAAGAAGGAUGCUGUUUCAUCCAUGUUGGAAUGGAAUGGUUCCAACUUGACAAAACGAAAGCAUGAUUCUAUGAGCGUUACAAGUCCACCUCUUCAACAGCGUACAAAGAAGUUAAAGAAACGACAUGCUUCCUCUCCGGUAGCUUCUUCCUCCUCCGAUUCCGGCCAUCCGAUUCAUGAACGCCUUUCAUCACAAUUCAAAUUGGAAGACUCUGCAAGUGUCGAUCAUUCUGAUUCAGAUACCAGUGAGGAAUCAUCUUCUCAAAUAUCCCUCAAUGCUUCUCUUCCAGAAGGUACUGACAUUUAUUUGCCAUACUUGGAAAUGGGAACUGGAGUGAUUAUGACUUACAGAACUCGACGUGGAGAAUCUCAAAAAUUGUAUGGUCUAUUACCUGAAAUGACUAAUUGUUGUGGAAGUGCCUUACGCUUUGCAUAUUGUUCUUCCAACAAGGGCAAUCCUUAUCGAUACAUUUUAGUGUAUCGUCUCCCACAUUCGAUUCCGGAUUUGGAUGUCUCAGCUUUGGAAUUCCAAGUCGAUUGUCCUGAAAAGUCUGAAAUGAAUGAUCAAUUUGUAGCAGAGUUUCAACCAACCAAGAGCAAUUCAGAAAGUAUUCAUACAUCCUUUGUCCAAGGUUCUUUCUCUAUUUCAAAAGUGGGAACGAAGAAGGUAACAAAAUUUCGCUUUUGUCUUUGUUUGUACUAUCAAGAACAAUUGAUUUUUAGAUCGAGUCCUUUUGCAUUAGUUUCAAAAGACAAGAAGAAAACACACCAUUGUCAGAAUGACGACGAGUGUUUCAAAAGAAGAAUUGGAGAGAGAUCUCCAAGUUUUUCGGAUUUUGAGCAAGACCUUUGA